UGGUGAGCAUGAAUGUGUCGAGCAUUGCAGAGUUGUUGGAUAGUUUGCUGAUAGUUUGACAGGCAUUUUUGUCAAAGUACAGCGGUAACACAUUUGUUCAGACGUUGUCCAGUCGUUAGAGCUGCUAAGUGUAUUUCACAGGAGGCUGCUACUUGUUUUUUAACGUUUAAACGUGAUGCUAGCAGCUAGCUUCUGAUGCUAAAUAACAGUUGAGACAAGCCAGGGCAGACACACACACACACACACACACACACACACACACACACACACACACUGACACAGGAGUCUGUCAUUUGAUACAGACACUGAAUAUUUAGUUAGAUAUCUGGGGUAAGAUUGCCCUGAUAACAAAGUCUAUGAUGGGCAUGACCUCUCGAAUAGAGUGUAUAUUUUUCAGUGAGUUUCAUCCCACCCUGGGUCCAAAGAUAACAUAUCAGGUCCCGGAGGAAUACAUUUCUCGGGAGCUCUUUGACACAGUUCAAGUUUAUAUCAUCACCAAGCCAGAACUGCAAAACAAACUGAUAACAGUCACUGCCAUGGGCAAAAAGUUGAUUGGCUGUCCUGUGUGCAUUGAGCAUAAAAAGUACAGCAGAAACGCCCUCCUGUUUAACCUUGGCCUUGUUUGUGACGCACAAACCAACACGUGUGCCCUUGAGCCGAUUGUCAAGAAGCUGUCGGGGUACCUCACAACUCUGGAGCUGGAGAGUGGCUUCAUAUCCAAUGAGGAGAGCAAGCAGAAACUCUUACCCAUCAUGUCGACCUUGUUAGAGGAACUUAAUGCCACGGGAGCCUGCUCUUUACCCAUAGACGGAUCCAACACCAUCCACUUAAAGUUGAUCCAUCUGCGAAAGGAUCCUCCUAUCGUUCAAGAGUACGAUGUGCCUGUCUUCACCCAGUGCAAAGACCAUUUCAUCAAAUCUCAGUGGGAUCUCACCACGCAACAGAUCCUGCCCUACAUUGAUGGGUUCAGACACAUCCAGAAAAUCUCAGCUGAAGCGGAUGUUGAGCUGAAUCUUGUUCGCAUUGCGGUACAGAAUCUCCUGUAUUAUGGUGUCGUGACCUUGGUGUCAAUAUUUCAGUACUCCAAUGUGUACUGCACCACCCCCAAAGUCCAGAGCCUCAUAGACGACAAGUCCAUCCAGGAGGAAUGCCUCAACUACGUCACUAAGCAGGGCCAGAAGCGUGCCAGUCUGAGGGAUGUGUUCCAGCUGUACUGUGGUCUGAGUCCAGGGACCACAGUCCGAGACCUUUGUUCUCGCUACUCGCAGCAGCUUCAAAGGGUAGAUGAGAGGAGGCUGAUCCAGUUUGGACUGAUGAAGUCUCUAAUUCGACGGCUGCAGAAAUACCCUGUGAAGGUGAUCCGUGACGAGAGGAGCAGGCUGCCUCGACUCUACACCGGUUGCCAUAGUUAUGAUGAGAUCUGCUGCAAGACAGGGAUCAGUUACCAGGAGCUGGACGAACGUUUGGAAAAUGACCCCAACAUCGUGGUGUGCUGGAAGUGACAUGAACUGACAACAGACUGAAAGAUACAGAGAUGCCUCAACCAAAGAUGCCUUCAGUGACAGGAGGAGUUUUCAUAGUGAAAGUGAAGUAGUGUUUUGUAAUUUUUAUGUUAGUGGGUUUUUUUUAAACAUCUCAUCAAGAAGUAGCACAUUUCUGUUUAGGUCAGUGAGGAAAGAGAUAUUUAUUAAUAUUGUACAAAAGAGUUUGUGAUUAAUAAAAUAGAUUAUACCACAAUGUGACAGUGUGUUGUAAAGUGCAUAAAAUGAUGAGAGGAAAAAACAUCUAGAAUUUAACAUUUGAUGCCACGUUUUAAAAAUGAGACUGAAGCACUGGAACAAGUGGAUAUAGAAGAUCUCAUGUUGUCAGACUGGGCAAAAUUACUCAUCUAACUUUGAAACUACAAUAAGAAACAUUCAUUCAUUCAUUCAUUUUCCAUAACCACUUAGUCUGUUAGGGGUUAUGGGAGAGCUGGAGCCUAUCCCAGCUAACAUGUGGAAAGAGGUGGGGUACACCCUGGACAGGUCACAUAGAGGAAGACAACCAUUCACGCUCAUACUCACACCUACGGGCAAUUUAGAGUCACCAAUCAACCUAACCUGCAUGUCUUUGGACUGUGGGAGGAAACCGGAGUACCCAGAGAAAACCCACCCUGGAUUCGAGCUGGGAACCCUCUUGUUGUGAGGCGACAAAGCCAACCACUGAACCACCGGGCCACCCAACAUUAAUAUCAAUAAUUUUUACUUCACCACUAUACUGUGGAAAAAAGGCACCACUACUUGUGCAUUUCAUGUCUCAAAUUAUAAGGAAAAAAAUGACUGUCAAACAGCUACAGUUCCCAGUUGCUUACAAAAGAUUUUAUAUUAUACAAUCUUUUAAGCUUAUAAAAUAUUAUAUAUUAUUGCAAUUUAGACAACCCAGCAGUAUAUAAAACAGUAAAAAACAUU
Molecule: messenger RNA, 2447 nt
Organism: Epinephelus fuscoguttatus (brown-marbled grouper)
Lineage: Eukaryota; Metazoa; Chordata; Actinopteri; Perciformes; Serranidae
Gene: nprl2
Product: NPR2 like, GATOR1 complex subunit
Exons: 11
Coding region: 357-1502 (381 amino acids)
Biological process (GO): negative regulation of TORC1 signaling; positive regulation of autophagy; cellular response to amino acid starvation
Cellular component (GO): vacuolar membrane; GATOR1 complex
Molecular function (GO): GTPase activator activity
Source: RefSeq, a predicted model, not a curated record